Molecule: messenger RNA, 2710 nt
Organism: Ochlerotatus camptorhynchus
Lineage: Eukaryota; Metazoa; Arthropoda; Insecta; Diptera; Culicidae
Gene: neo
Product: neyo
Exons: 6
Coding region: 60-2363 (767 amino acids)
Source: RefSeq, a predicted model, not a curated record
UUACAGUUACGAACGUUGCUUUGUGUUGACACAAUAAACAAAUAACAAUAAGAGCCACAAUGCUUCCAAGAUCGUUACAUUCGACCUUCCUAGCUUGCCUACUGCUAGCGUCUGCGCUUAGUAUAGAAGGUGCCAAGCGACGAUCCCGACUUGAUUUACCAAUUUCGAAACCAGCGGAUGCUCCGCUAGAGGAUAACAUUGCCACUGCCUCCGGAUCGGAUCCAACUUAUGAACGAGCGGAAUCAGUGGCCGUGGUUGCCACCAAUGCCGCACCGACGGCAUCCUCCACUGAAACCGAAACUUCCAACAGCUCUGGUAGCGGAAGUUCAGAAAACAGCUCCCAGAUGGUCGACGAGUACACCGACGAAGACUGUGAUCCGGACUUUGUGGCGUUUGAGCUGGUGACGGGCUAUGUCUUCUCAGCACCAAACAAGCUACUCGACUCCGUCCCCGGAACGCUUAUGCUAACCGACUGUCUGGAAGCUUGUCAAAGCAAUGAUUCAUGUGCCUCCGUCAACUACGAAACUGGACUCUGUGUGCUGUUCUCUUCCAAUUCUGACAAAUUGCCAGGCGCUUUGACUAAGUCUCAAUUCCCGGUGUUCACUAUCUAUGCCCAGAAGUCCUGCCUAAAGCUGCGUCCAUGUGAGCGCGCCUGGUGCAUCGACAGGGUGCAAGGUUACAAGCUCAAUGGCCACGUCAAGCGUACCGCCCAGGUCGUCAAUCGUCGCGACUGCCUCGAGAUGUGUUUGGGUGAAAACGAAUUCACAUGCCGGUCUGCCAACUUCUACCAAUCGACCAUGACUUGCGAGCUGUCCGAUAUGGACCGUAUCACCCUGGCUGGAUCCAGUGCAUUCCAAGUUGCCGAGACAUCCGACUACCUGGAAAACAACUGUGCCGAAGAACCAACGAAGCUGUGCGAAUUCAAGCGUAUGUCUGGCCGUAUUUUGAAGACAGUCGAUUCCGUUUACCAGGACGUAGCCAGUGUUGAUGAAUGCCGUGAACUGUGCCUGAGCUCGCCAUACCGCUGCCACUCGUACGACUACGGCGAUACCGGAGAUAUGGUCUGCCGUCUGUCUCACCACAGCCGUGCCACUCUUGCCGACAUCCAAGAUCCCUACCUAGACGUGCCAGAAGCUGCCACCUAUGAACUUUCCUCGUGCUACAACGUCUCGAUCGAAUGCCGCGCCGGAGAUAUGAUUGCUAAGAUCCGCACUUCCAAAUUGUUUGAUGGAAAGGUUUACGCCAAGGGUGCUCCCAACUCUUGCUCUGUUGAUGUCAAGAACUCACUUGAAUUCGAACUGCGCAUGGGCUAUCAAGAUAUCGACUGCAAUGUCCGUCAGAACGGUCUUGGGCGUUAUCUCAACGACGUUGUCAUUCAGCACCACGACACUAUCGUUACUUCAUCCGAUUUGGGCCUUGCCGUCACUUGCCAGUACGAUCUUACCAACAAGACUGUAUCCAACGAUGUGGAUCUAGAUGUAACCGGAGAUAUCGAACCAGCUCUAUCUGAAGAAGUGGUUGUCGACUCACCAAACGUUGUCAUGAAGAUCACUACUCGCGACGGUGCCGAUAUGAUGCGUACUGCCGAAGUCGGAGAUGCCCUUGCCCUGCGUUUCGAAAUUUUGGAUCCACAGUCACCAUAUGAGAUCUUUGUUCGUGAACUGGUUGCUAUGGAUGGAGUGGACAGCAGCGAAAUCACCCUCAUCGAUGCCCGUGGUUGUCCAACUGAUCAUUUCAUCAUGGGACCAAUCUACAAGAGCGCAACGUCUGGAAAGAUCCUUCUCUCGCAUUUCGAUGCCUUCAAGUUCCCGUCUUCGGAAAUGGUUCAGUUCCGUGCUUUGGUCACUCCAUGUAUGCCAACUUGUGAACCAGUUCAGUGCGAUCACGACGACUUUGCUGCUGGUGAACUGCGCUCCAUCGUUUCUUACGGACGUAAACGCCGCUCUAUCAAUACUACCGCAGAACACAGCUUCCUGCGCCAACGCCGGGAAACUACUCACCAGGCUCCUCAAGAUGAUAUGCUGCUUGUUCAAUCGAUCCAAAUCACUGAUAAGUUUGGAUUCGAAAAACAACAAGCCAAGCCAAAAAUCAGCAGCAGCGAAACUGUCUUUGUUGCCUCCUCCGAUGCCCAAGGCAUUUGCGUUAAUGGACUCGGUCUUAUCGUUGCCGGAGCCGUCUUCCUGCUCGGACAACUCGCCGUUAUCGCCAUCUGGACCUUUCUGUGGCAACGUCGCAGGAAGCAGCGCCAGUUCGAGAAUGCAUCGAUGGGCUCGUCGGUAAUGCCAAGCCCGACCAUGGCCGGUAGCCGAGGGGAUUCGAUGUGCAAACUUUACGACAGUGGCUAUGCUGGAAGGCACUUCUAAACACUCUCUCUCUCUCUCUCUCCAAAACUACACAUACAACACAUAUACCACAUAAGGCUGAUCUAUUUCCACAUCCCUGUACCCCACAGAUUAAUGCCUAGAAUCAAAACCCAUCAUUGCACAAAAAUUCAUCAUCAUAAACUUCUAAAAUUUCUUAGAGCACAUCCGUUUACAUCGUUUUAGGAUUAGGUUUGCAUAUGUUUUUCCCUGUGCAGCUCGGUUCGAGCUGCGUGGAAAAAAAUUGAGCAACAGAACUGCCAUUUAAUGGUCUAAUUAUGUAGUAUUUUUCGCCUGAACCACCAUCUGGAAAGGAAACAUUUUUUGACGACCAGUAAAAAUGUGAGAGA